This is a messenger RNA of Papaver somniferum (opium poppy), 1125 nucleotides long. RefSeq names its product EP1-like glycoprotein 1. The transcript is spliced from 2 exons. NCBI's taxonomy places the organism in Eukaryota, Viridiplantae, Streptophyta, Magnoliopsida, Ranunculales, Papaveraceae. The record is from RefSeq and is a predicted model, not a curated record. Bases 1 to 918 code for a protein of 305 amino acids.
AUGAUUAUUCCGACUAAGAGCACAGGGUUCGGAUUAUAUUUCUAUAACACCACAGAUAACGCAUAUAUUCUUGCCAUGGGUUCUGCUUGGACUUCCGACCAGGACAUAAUGUCUUGGGUUUGGGAUGCUAACAGAAACAACCCUGUCGGGGAUAAUGCUACUCUCACAUUCGGCGAAAAUGGUAACUUAGUUCUGGCAGAUAUCGAUGGUCGUAUACCUUGGCAAACUAACACUGCUGACAAAGGGGUUACAGGCAUAUCCUUGAAGUCUAAUGGGAAUUUAGUACUUCAUGAUAAAUAUGGGAGAUUUAUCUGGCAGAGUUUUGAUUAUCCAACUGAUACCCUCUUAGUAGGUCAGUCACUUAAGGUCAACGGUAAAACUAAUAGACUUGUUAGCCGUACAUCAAAUCGAGAUGCUCGUGAUGGUCCUUACAGUAUUGUGAUUAACAAUAAAGGAUUCAUUAUGUAUAAAAACAGUUCAGGUGCACUUCUUCAGUAUGGAGGUUGGGAAGCAAAGGGUGCUUUAAGUGUCAAAUUUGAUUCAAUUCAACAAGAUCAUCCCAUUGCUGCUACUUAUAUUUUAACUUUUGGCUUCCCAAACCUGAAACAAGCAAACAUCAAGUGUAGCAGUGUUCCUCCAUCCCCACAACCGGGGACUGAUCUCGAGCAAGCCCCAGCUCCGGCGCCAGAGGAGCCUCUUCCUCCGGUACUACCACUACAGCGAAGAGUUAUACUUAAGAAAGUUUAUUUUGGAGAUUGGGUCCGUACAGAUAUUCCAUACAACUUUCAACAUUCAUUUAUAAGACUAGAAUCAGAUGGCAAUCUGAAACUCUACACCUUAUAUUUGUAUCCUGGUAAUGACUUUUACUGGAUUAAAGAGGCAGUCUUUGGUACUACUGUGAAAGAAUGUGCAUAUUAGCAUGUAAUCUCAUGUAGCGCCUGCCAUACUAACGGUUCAUUAGGUUGUACGAUCAGAAUAUGAAGUACAACCAAGUAAGAGUUGCAAGAUAGUGGCCUGCUUUCUUUUCUGCAUGCAGCACAGGAGUUAUAUAACCUUGUUUUGUGAUAAUUUGUAGCUCCAGUGUAAAGACAGCUAAUGGCUCAUGCAUGUAUGGGUGUCGAUAUA